UUGUGGAGGUCAUUCCAAAUUAGCAAAUUGUUGCUUCUGUAUGCACUCUUUGCGAACAUGUGCAGUGCGUUUUGGGUGAGUUUUCAGCAGAAACUUAAAAAAAAUUUCUACCUAAAUCAUUAAUUGGGACCGAGCUCACCUGCAAGUGUACAUGUGGAUUCAUACACGUGAGCAUUUCUUUCAGAUCGAGAAAAAUCCGAAGACGCAUUUCUGGAGACUUCCCGCAACGGUUCUUUCAUACAAGCCGUCAAAUUCAGACACACGCGGCAUACGUAUACAUUCACUUGGGCAGACAAGCGAUUGCAAAUUUGAGCGUUUAGCAGUGUUGUCGCAAGGCAUGUGCGUGUGCAAAGUUUGCGGGAGAGAGACAGAGAACUGGGUAUAGUGCGAUGGGUGUGAUCUCUGGUAUCACUUUGAGCGCGUUGGUGUAGACUAGAGCAUACAGAAGCGGAAUUGGAACUGCUCCCUUUGUACCGAAGGUGGCGAUAGUGCCAACGUUCUUUGUACUCCUGAAGAUUUAAUGUCAUAAACACCUACAGCCACGACCACCACACCUCACGAAGUGCCACGUGGUCCAGUCCCACCGGCCGAAGCAGAUGAGAUCGGCGAUGACCAUCGAAGCGAUCCUAUGAGGUUCAAACUGGAUGAACGUGCUCCAACGCAAGUUGCGUUUAACUCGUCACCAACCAGCGACGAAACAAACCGUCAACAUCGACUCGAGUUGGCAAUGUUAGAGGAGAAAAGAGCCGCGGAGGAGCGCUACAUCGAACAAAAGUUCCGACUACUUGCCAAUAUGAACUCGGCAGACCGGAGUACAUCUUAGAGAGAACGAUUGAAAGGGUAAGGAAGUUGCCACCGCCUAAAGACAAACUGGAAUCUCUCAUAGAAUUCUCGUUGGCCGUACGCAAUAUCUGCGCCACAAUGGAGACACGUAAGCUGGAGGCGCAUUACCAGGAGCUGGUAGACAAAUUGCCCAAUCAGAGCAUGAAUCACGUAUGACGACAAUCGUUUGGACGAUAUCGUAUUGAAAUUGUCUUGCAUCAUGAAAACAUAAAUUGAUAGUUUAAGCAAUAUCGUCAACUCGUUUCCAAUUUGGCAACGACUAUCGUUUCAAAGUUACGUGAUUCAUGCCCAGCAUAAAUUGGACUGGGCGAUGCAUCUGCGGCGAGGCACUGCACCAACCAUUAAAGAAUUCAGCGACUGGCUCUAUCGAAUGGCGGAGGCGGCCUCUACGGUUGAUCACCCGCGUUCUACAAAACCAGCUCAGUCAACACGCAUAGCCAAGGUGAGUGCACUCCGUCGAGAAUCCCUCCUCCAAAGAAACAUGACAUUCCACAAAGAGACAACCGUUCCCAAGGACCAUCUUGUGAAUCGUUGGACAUGCAACCCAAGCGUUCGACAACGAAAUGCAUCACGUGCGGUGCAGUUGAACAUUGCGCUGCACAGUGUGGAAAAUUCCAUAGCUUGUCCGAACAGCAGAGGUGGGAAACAGUAAAAAAAAGGUGGAGCGUGUUAUCGAUGCCUUAAACCCCAUCGCAAAGGGUGCUUCUUGAAAAAUAGUUGCGGCAUAAAUGGCUGCCCUCGAAAGCAUCAUCCAUUACUCCACAGCGAAGGUACCGAAACCCCCGCCGACGCGGAAACGGACCAAGCCCACGUGAGCACGCACCGAAGUAACAACUCCAGUAGCCAAUAUUUCCGCAUCAUGCCCGUGAACCUUCAUACAGCCAGCAAAACCAUUAAGAUUUACGCGUUUCUUGACGAAGGGUCUUUCGUGUCUCUCAUUGACGAAGCGGCGUUCGAAAAACUCGAUAUCAAAGGAGUACCCACACCUAUAUGUUUGCAGUGGACCAGUGAAACUACACGCAACGAAAGUGCAUCCGUAAGGGCAUUAAUACAGAUCUCGGCUCCAAAUACCGGCAAAUUGUACUGGCUCAACAACGUACAUACUAUAAAAAAUAUCGCUCUACCUAAGCAAGCGAUUAACGCAAGUGAACGUCGUAGUAAAUAUCCGUAUUUAAAAGACAUACCACUGCAGUCAUAUUACGAAGUUCAGCCAACUCUACUUAUUGGGGCCGACAACUGGAAGAUUGCUGUUCCACGCAGAACUCGUAAAGGCAGAAGGGACGAACCCAUCGUUUCUAAAUGUUUACUUGGGUGGAGCAUACAAGGUACAUCGACCGCAUCGAGUUACGUGACUAUGCACCACUGCGACUGUAGAUGGCAAGAGCUGCAUGAUAUAGUAAAAGAUAGCUUUAGCCUUUAUCCCGUAAAAAUUCACAACGUACAGUCAGCCGACGACCAGCAAGCGAUCGAAAUUCUCGACCGGACAUGCAUCAAGGCGAAUGGCGGAUUUGCAGUCGGCCUUUUAUGGCGCAACAGUAAUGACACGCUACCAGAAAGUUACACCAACGCGCUCAAUCGCCUUCACUGUCUGAAAGCUAAAAUCAAGCGAGAGCCAGAUUCGUACGACAAAUUUUCUGUGCAAAUUCGUAACCUAUUGCAAAAGGGUUAUGCGGUCGAGCUAUCGGAGACGGAGAUUACCAACCAGAACAAGCACCCUUGGUACUUGCCAAUUUUCAUAACGCUGAAUCCCAAUAAGCCAAAAAAAUAAGGCGAAAUCUCACGGAGUCUGUUUAAACGACUUUUUGCUUACUGGACCAGAUCUCUGGAAUCCACUUAUCGAGAUUCGGCUUGCGUUCCGGGUUAGCCAGGUGGCGACCUGCCGGGACAUCGCGGAAAU
This is a messenger RNA of Rhagoletis pomonella (apple maggot), 2740 nucleotides long. RefSeq lists its product as uncharacterized. Bases 1703 to 2611 code for a protein of 302 amino acids. The transcript has 2 exons. NCBI's taxonomy places the organism in Eukaryota, Metazoa, Arthropoda, Insecta, Diptera, Tephritidae. The record is from RefSeq and is a predicted model, not a curated record.